ACAUUUUGUUGUUACCGUCGUCUCCUUUCCACUCUACCAAUACAUACACGACAUUCACAAUCGCCAAAAAGAAAAGAAAAUAAAAAAGAAGUUUUCUUUUUAUUGAUGAUUUGAGAGAGGGAAAUCGAGCUUGGAGAUAUACGAGUAGAUUUUGUUUGUUAUAAUGCAAGAGGAAGGAAAGCAGCAGAGGAAGGAGGGAACAACAAUGGAGGCUGGUCUUUUAGAUAGCAUAAUAAGUCGUUUGUUAGAAUCGAGGCAAACAAGGUUAGCCAAACAACCGCAGGUUCAACUUAGCGAAAAUGAGAUCCGUCAACUCUGUGCUGUUGCCAAAGAAAUCUUUCUUCAACAACCCAAUCUUCUCGAGCUCGAAGCCCCCAUUAAGAUCUGUGGUGACAUUCAUGGGCAAUAUUCAGAUCUUUUGAGACUUUUUGAAUAUGGAGGUUUUCCUCCUAGUGCCAAUUAUUUAUUCUUAGGUGAUUACGUGGACCGUGGGAAGCAGAGUUUGGAAACAAUAUGCCUUUUGCUUGCCUACAAAAUCAAGUAUCCUGAGAACUUCUUCCUUUUAAGAGGAAACCAUGAGUCUGCUUCGAUUAAUCGAAUUUAUGGAUUCUAUGAUGAAUGUAAACGACGGUUCAAUGUGAAACUUUGGAAGACAUUUACAGAUUGUUUUAACUGUCUUCCUGUUGCUGCUCUUAUAGAUGACAAAAUAUUGUGCAUGCACGGUGGGCUUUCCCCUGAAUUAACAAAUUUGGAUCAAAUUAGGAACUUGCCUCGUCCAACUGAUGUUCCAGAUUCUGGUUUGCUGUGCGAUUUACUUUGGUCUGAUCCUGACAGGGAUAUCAAAGGCUGGGGAAUGAAUGACCGGGGGGUCUCAUAUACAUUUGGCCCUGAUAAGGUUGCAGAAUUCUUAAUGAGGAAUGAUAUGGACCUUGUUUGUCGUGCCCAUCAGGUCGUUGAGGAUGGAUAUGAAUUCUUUGCAGAGAGGCAGCUUGUAACAAUAUUUUCAGCUCCCAACUAUUGUGGUGAAUUUGAUAAUGCUGGUGCAAUGAUGAGUGUUGAUGAAACCCUAAUGUGCUCUUUCCAAAUACUUAAGCCUGCAGAGAAAAGGUUCAGGUUCAUGUGAAAUGAUUGCUCUUUGCUGUCCUAUAACCACUUACAAUUUCUACAACUUAUUUUCAAGUGUGUUACAAGGAGAAUCAUUUGGGUAUGAAAAUGUUGCCAUCAAAGCUGCUUCAACUUUGAGCUGCAGCCAACAUGCUCUUACAAUGUUUCUCGUGUUGAGGGUACGGGGUUAUUUGUUGAAAAUGCUAUGUUUGCAGGAGCUUUCCAAAUUCCAAAAUUUGGAGCUAACUGUUGUUCUAUAGCAAUGGCAAAGGCCAGAAGUUUUUCCUUUUCGAGUUCUAGCGUAAAUUAUGAUGCCCGUGUAUAUACAUUUUAUCUGUAAAUGACUGCACUGAUACAGCAGUGCACGAUUGCCUGCCUUUUACCAGAAUUUUUCUGAUGGUAAGUUCCCAAAUGACUGUUGCAAACUAGUGCACUAGGGUUCUGGCCUCUGAUUUUCUCGGGCUUUUUUGGGGCUCAAGCAUCAGAUGAAGUUUGUGAAUUAACUGAGCUGCCAGCAUCAGUUUUUUGGAAUGUUCGAAAGAAGCCUGAACGGAUAAAAUAUCGGUUGGCAUGUAAGUUCUUUCUUGUUUUACUAUUUGACUCGCUUUGAGCUUGGUGCCGCCAAGAAUCAGUCUAAAUUCCAUCAGAAAGAGUACUGUUACUUUUUUUCUUUUAACACAACUUGAUGGUCACAGAACAUGUGAAGAAUAAAGUGUAGCUCGCUCGUCUUUGUUAUGCUUGCUAGGAUUGUUUAUUUAUUCAACUUUAUACAAGUUUGGUUUGCUA
Messenger RNA from Populus trichocarpa (black cottonwood), 1890 nucleotides. RefSeq names its product serine/threonine-protein phosphatase PP1 isozyme 2. The record is from RefSeq and is a predicted model, not a curated record. Gene Ontology annotation, molecular function: protein serine/threonine phosphatase activity. The coding region runs from base 164 to 1123 and encodes 319 amino acids. The transcript has 4 exons. Gene Ontology annotation, cellular component: cytoplasm; nucleus. NCBI's taxonomy places the organism in Eukaryota, Viridiplantae, Streptophyta, Magnoliopsida, Malpighiales, Salicaceae.